CCUUCAUUGAAAAGCUGUGUUGAGGCGCGUACUGUAAUUAAGAUGUUCCGUGGGGUUUUUCCUUACGUAGCUGCUGGGGCUGGCAUGCUUUUUGUCGGAUAUUGUAUAUAUUUUGAUAAAAAGCGCCGGAGUCACCCAGACUUCAGGAAAAACCUAAGAAAAAAGAGAUUGGAACAGAAGGCUCGUGAAGCUCAAAAGGCAUCUUCGUUCCCACUACCCCCUACCAAUGAUCCAUCUGCUAUGCAGAGAUUUUUUCUUGAACAAAUACAGCAAGGGGAGACAGCACUCAGUAUGGGUUCAUUGGAUGAAGGGGUCAAACACUUUGCGGUCGCUGUUUCUGUUUGCGGUCAACCUAACCAGUUGUUGCAGGUACUCCAACAAUCACUUAGCCCAUCAGUAUUCCUGAGGCUUAUUGAAACCCUACCUUCCAUCCAGUCUUUCAUUUUAACUGGAGUUCUCGUUAUCCUGGUGCUAUGCGGAUCACGAGCCGAUGUGGAUCCCUAUGACAUGUUCGGAGGGUCUUCUGCAGACCAAGAACAGGCUGCAUCUAAUGAGUGGAGCACUAAUUCUUUACUGACAGUCAGUGACACAUCAGAUCUUGUUGCUGUCAACCACCAUCGAGAGCUACAUAAAAUUCUUGUACGAACUCUAUGGCGGAACCUUUAUCCGGCGAAUUCGCCAAGCACACCCUUGAAAACUCCAGUCAAAGUUCUUUUGGAAUUUGUGUUGCAGGAACAAGAUAUUUAUACACUGAACAAAUAUUGCGAUUUGAAUAACUUCUCUGAAAACCAUAUAUCACCUGACUUGAUAAAUGAUAUUUUUUCGGAAAUUAUUCACCCUGUUGUGGUUUCAAACAAUUCAUGCAUAUUUCAGUGGUUAGCUGAUAAACCGCUAUUUUGGGUCUCAAUGUUAUUUCUCUUAGUACUUGUAAUAUGGCUGUCAGUAUUCUUAUACCGUUCUCGGCAUCGAUUCUCAAUGUUAGUGUUUUGUGGCCUGUUGCUCCUUAUAAUUUGCCAGUCUAUCUACAAAAAGUAUAAUGCCCGAUUGGCUCAGAAAAUGUCCGUUUUGUCCCGGUAUAAUGGUCCACCCGACGAUUGUAAGCCUGUACACCAACGUCCUUGGUCUCAAAUAUUCACUCGAUAUUUAUCACCUCGUCCAGCAUCAGAUGAAUGCAUCCGUUACUAUGAAGAGGUGCUUUCAGAACCCAUUUUAACCACCAAUAUAUAUGAAGUAUGUCUGGAGUUGAUAUAUCAGCCGAUUAUCUCAUUAUGUAACAGUUUGGGAAUUGGAUUAGGACAGUUUUAUGAUAGUUUGUCAGCUUAUUUACCUUGGUGGCUUGCACCAUUUAUCCUGACCUACUGCAUACUUUUAGGAGCCUGGGUUUUUAUGCGUUCACCGAAAUCUUUCCCUACUGUACAGUCAUCACGUAACCGUCGGGUCAGAAAUAAAGUCAAAUCAUCAUCCACACCACAACCACUUACUUCCUCUUGAAAUAAACUGAUUCUGUACAAUAAUUGUCAAUUUUACUUCUUUGUCGAUCCUGAAGUACCUGACAUUUGCUGCAUUUUUUAUUCCAGUUGAGAUUCCCCAAUUAUUUCAUAAUAUUUAUAUCACAAAGACAUCAAGACUAGUAAGUACAUGUAAAUGAUGCAAAAAGUGCAGUAUUUAUAUGAAUAAAAAAUAUAUUUAACU
Messenger RNA from Heterobilharzia americana, 1692 nucleotides. Lineage: Eukaryota; Metazoa; Platyhelminthes; Trematoda; Strigeidida; Schistosomatidae. The record is from the annotation of a GenBank genome assembly.